ACACUAUAGACCAGGAACAAAAUAUACACCCGAAAGUUGCGCCCCAAUGACCCACCUCCUCCAGCCAUACCCUACCUGCCUAGGUGACCACUCAGUUCAUACCUAUCAGAGGAAUAAUGCACUGAUUAGGUUAAGGCUCUCAUAACCCAAUCAUUUCCCCGCUAAGCUUUCUUUCAUUGUCUCACUCAUGAGUUUUGGGGACACCUCAUUUCUACCAUGACUGGAGUAUUCUACAUAACCUUACGUUUUCAUUCUGUCAACUUAGAUAGUCCACCAUGCCCACGCCCACAGGUCACACACUCUCUGUUUUCCUUGUCUGAAUUAUUUUUCUUUUGAGUCCUUAUCACCACCCAACAUAUUCAUAUGUUAUUUUGUUCUCAAACUCUUUUUAAACUCACUCAAUAGAAUGUAAGCUGUGAAUAAAAAGAAAUUCAUCUGUUUUGUCCAUUUCUAGACAAUUCCUCAAUGUCUAGAAAAGUUUCUGUCAGAAUAGGUAAUUAAUUAAUAUCUGGAAUAAUGAAUCUCAUGAAAAUCUUAUUUCUCCAACCACCUCUGUUCUGUGUCAGAGAGACAACUUGAAGCCUAACUCCUCUCGAAGUCCUCUCAAUCUUCCAUCCUUGACUGUAAAGUCGGGGUAAUAAUGCUUCGCUCACUGAGUAUGUGAUUAAUAAAUGACAUAACACACUUAGGAUGUAGGUGAAACAUGUGGGAUAUGCCUCAACACAUUGAAAUGUAAACUGUUUUUUUAAAACCAUUAUUGCUAUUAUUUGACAGUGAUCCAGAUUGCUUUUGCCACCAACCCGAAGAGGCAUAAGGACAGGAAUCCUGUUUGUUUCUGUUUUGGACUUUCUAGGUUGGGGAAUUCAAAACUCAUCUUCAUCAUUCAUAUGCUGAAACCAGGGAUAAAGUACUUGGAAACAUAAUGAAACUCAUCAGAAACUUUUAUGUAUUUUGUACUAUUGUUAUGUCAAUAGAGGACUCAGCCCCAAAGCUGCCAGAAGAAAAGGAAUUAACUAGUAACUACUCCAGCAUGUCUCUGAGAAAGGUUCCCACAGACUUGACCCCAACCACAACCACACUGGAUUUAUCCUAUAACCUCCUUUUUCAAGUUCAGAGUUCAGAUUUUCAUUCCCUCUCCAAACUGAAAGUUUUGAUUUUAUGCCAUAACAGAAUCCAACAGCUGGAUAUCAAGAUCUUUGAACUGAACCAGGAGUUAAGAUAUUUAGAUUUGUCUUAUAAUAGACUGAAGGUUGUAACUUGGUAUUCACUGGCAGGCCUCAGACAUUUAGAUCUUUCUUUUAAUGACUUUGACACCAUGCCUAUUUGUGAAGAGACUGGCAACAUGUCACACUUGGAAGUUCUGGGUUUGAGUGCAGCAAAAAUACAAAAAUCAGAUUUCCAGAAAAUUGCUCAUUUGCAUCUCAAUACUGUCUUCUUAGGUUUGAGAACUCUCUCUUAUUAUGAAGAAGGCAGCCUGCCCAUCUUAAACACAACAAAACUUCACAUCAUUUUGCCAAGAAACACAAAUUUCUGGGUUCUUUUGCAUGAUGGAAUCAAAACUUCAAAAAUAUUAGAAAUGACAAAUAUAGAUGGAAAAAGCCAAUUUAUAAGUUAUAAAACUCAACAAACUCUUGUUUUAAAGAAUGCCAAGACAUCUACACUGUUAUUUAAUAAAGUUGAUUUACUCUGGGAUGACUUCCUCCUUAUCUUCCAAUUUGUUUGGCACACAUCAGUGGAAUACUUCCAAGUCCAAAAUAUAACUUUUGGAGGGAACGUUUAUCUUGACCAUAAUUCAUUUGACUACUCAAACACUGUAAUGAGAGCUAUAAGAUUGGAGGAUGUGCAUUUCAGAAUUUUUUAUAUUCCACAGGAUAGAAUGUACUUGCUUUUUACCAAAAUGGAUAUAGAAAACCUGACAAUAUCAGAUGCACAAAUGCCACACAUGCUUUUCCCUAAUUAUCCUGUAAGUUUCCAAUAUUUAAAUUUCGCCAAUAAUAUCUUAACAGAUGACCUGUUUAAAAAACCUAGCAAAUUGCCUUAUUUGCAAACUCUCAUUCUGAAGGGCAAUAAACUGGAGACACUUUCCUUAGCGAGUUGCUUUGCUAACAGCACACCUUUGAUGCACUUGGACCUGAGCCAAAAUCUAUUACAACAUAAAAAUGAUGAAAAUUGCUUUUGGCCAGAAACGUUGAUCACCAUGAACUUAUCAUUCAAUAAAUUUGCUGAUUCUGUUUUCAGGUGUUUGCCCAGAAGGAUUCAAAUACUUGACCUGAAUAAUAACAAGAUUCAAAGUGUCCCUACAGAAAUUAUUCACCUGAAGGCUUUACGAGAGCUAAAUAUUGCAUUUAAUUUUCUGACCGAUCUCCCUGGGUGCAGUCAUUUCAGCAGACUCUCAGUUCUGAACAUUGAAAUGAACUUCAUUCUAAGCCCAUCCCUGGAUUUUUUUCAUAGCUGCCAGGAAGUUAAGAUUCUAAAUGCAGGAAGAAAUCCAUUCCAGUGUACUUGUGAAUUAAGAGAUUUCAUUCAGCUUGAAAAAUAUUCAGCAGGCAUGAUGGUUGGAUGGUCAGAGUCAUACGUCUGUGAAUACCCUUUGGAUCUAAAAGGGACUCUGUUAAAAGAUGUUGAUCUUUCUGAAUUGUCUUGCAACACAGCUCUGUUGGUUGUCACCAUUGUAGCCAUCAUGCUAGUUCUGGUGGUGACGGUGGCCUUCUGCUGCCUUCGCUUGGAUCUGCCCUGGUACCUCAGGAUGCUAGGUCAAUGGGCACAAACCUGGCACAGGGUUAGGAGGACAGCGCAAGAACAACUUAAGAGAAGCGUCCAUUUCCAUGCGUUUAUUUCAUACAGUGAACAUGAUUCUCUCUGGGUGAAGAAUGAAUUGAUCCCCAAUCUAGAGAAAGAAGAUGGUUCUGUUUCGAUUUGUCUUCAUGAGAGAAACUUUGACCCUGGAAAGAGCAUUGCUGAAAAUAUUGUAAGCUGCGUUGAGAAAAGCUAUAAGUCCAUCUUUGUUUUGUCCCCCAACUUUGUCCAGAGUGAGUGGUGCCAUUAUGAGCUCUACUUUGCCCACCACAAUCUCCUCCAUGAAAGAUCUGAUCGCAUCCUUCUUAUCUUACUGGAACCCAUUCCAUUGUACUGCAUUCCCACCAGGUUCCACGAGCUGAAAGCUCUCAUGGAAAAGAAAGCAUACUUAGAAUGGCCCAAGGAUAGGUGUAAAUGUGGGCUUUUUUGGGCAAAUCUUCGAGCUGCUAUUAAUGUUAAUUUAUCAGACACUGGAGAAGUAUGUGAACUACAGACAUUCACAGAACUGAAUGAAGAGUCCCGAGGUUCUGCAGUUUCUCUGAUAAGAACAGAUUGCUUAUAAAACCCCACCUCCCCAGAGAAACUGGGGACCAUAUCCCCUGUUGGGAUAUAAAUGAAUAUAAUCCUUAUGAUGGCAAUUUGUUGAUAUCUACUAAGAUGAAAAAUGAUUAUUCUCUUCAUGUCAAUUCCUGGAAAGAUUUUUUAAAAAAUAUAUUCUCUGGGGGCUGGGGUUGUGGCUCAGUGGUAGAGGGCUCACCUGGCACAUGUGAGGCACUGGGUUCGAUUCUCAGCACCACAUAAAAAUAAAUAAGUAAAUAAAUAAAUAAAGUUAAAAAUAUAUUCUCUGAAACCUGUACAAGUUUACAAUGUUUUAUGUAAAAAGGUGUUUAUCGCAGCAUUGUUUAUAACCAUGAAAAAUUGAAAAACUUCCCAAAUAUUCACAAAAUAAGGAUUGAUUCAAUAAAUUGUAGUAUACCCAUGUAAUAGGAUAUUAAAUAACCAUUAUGGUAUGGAGAAAAUUAUAUUAAUAUGUUAGUUUAUACAUUGAAAUAAAGGUCUAAAAUAAUCUAUAUCAGCAUGCUGCUAUAGUAAUAGUGGUUUGGGUCUGGAAGAUUGAAUUACAGGGAUUUCUAUGUUGUAUAUAUCUGUAA
Messenger RNA from Sciurus carolinensis (gray squirrel), 3947 nucleotides. It is a transcript of the gene Tlr10, whose product is annotated as toll like receptor 10. Gene Ontology annotation, molecular function: transmembrane signaling receptor activity; lipopeptide binding; Toll-like receptor 2 binding. The record is from RefSeq and is a predicted model, not a curated record. Gene Ontology annotation, biological process: inflammatory response; toll-like receptor signaling pathway; immune response. NCBI's taxonomy places the organism in Eukaryota, Metazoa, Chordata, Mammalia, Rodentia, Sciuridae. Bases 923 to 3358 code for a protein of 811 amino acids. Gene Ontology annotation, cellular component: membrane. The transcript is spliced from 2 exons.